Porites lobata is the source of this 2022-nucleotide messenger RNA. Lineage: Eukaryota; Metazoa; Cnidaria; Anthozoa; Scleractinia; Poritidae. The record is from the annotation of a GenBank genome assembly.
ACAGCUAAAGAGCAGAACUGUGCUCAACUUUACAAAGCUGGGGAAAGAAUCAGUGGUGUUUAUACAAUCGACCCUGAUGGUCAAGGUGCAUUUGAUGUGUUCUGCGACCAAACAACAACCGGAGGGGGGUGGACAGUGUUCCAAAAGAGACUGGACGGCUCGGUUGAUUUCUACCGCGGCUGGGCUGAUUACAAGCGAGGGUUUGGUAACCUGAAUGGCGAGUUUUGGCUUGGAUUGGACAAGAUUAACCGGCUGACCAAAUCAAAUAACAGGCUUCGAGUUGAUCUGGAGGACACUACAGGCAAAACCGCUUACGCUGAAUACGACAUGUUUGCUGUUACAAGCGAGAGGACUAAGUACCAGCUUAGUUUAGGAACUUAUUCAGGUGAACUAAUGACACAUCGCCCCCCCUCCCCGCCCAAAAAAAAAAUUGCAUUCAGUGUUUUAUUAUUAUCGUUUAGGAAAUCAAUCAAGAUAAAGAAUUCCCUUUGUUUACCAAUCUGGUGAUCAUGACAGAGAUAAAUACAAAUUUUACAGGAACAAAGUCUCAAUGCUCAUACGUCUAAGUAAAAAAAAACGCAUUUCCACAAAUAUUUUGAGGAACCUGAUAUCACUAAUGCUGAAAAAACAUGGCAAGGCAUAAGUGAACUCAUAAAUCGACAGAAGAAGAAACAAAAAGCUAUCUUUGCUCUAAAAUGGCCGAGAAGUAAUAAGCUAUUAAAUGAUCCGACUGAGUUUCCAAAUAUUUUCAAUAAUUUUUUCUCGUCAGUCUUAGAAAUCUCCCAAAACAACGCUUUAAAAAGAAAAUACAUGACUGCUUACUUCAAAUCCUUUCACAAACAAACGAUUAUCCUGAUCUACCUACCUUAUUAGGACAUAUGCAGCAAAUUCAAAAUCGUCCGUAAUUCACCCACUUGUUAUCUUUGCAAUCAUCUUAAUAGUGUACUUGUAAGCUUCUGACUUUGUAUUCCAGUUAAUCUCAGCUAUGUUUUUAACGUAACCUUUGUGCUGUUCCGUACCUUUUUUAGAACUUAAUAUAUUUAUAUAAGCUUAAAUAACUUUUGUUGACCUGUUAAUUUAAUAUAAUGCCAUGUGUGCGUAUUUUGUUUUAUAUAGACACUGCCCACCUAGACUAGCCUUUUCUAUUUGUGGGCAGUGAGAAAAUAGAAUUGUAAAUAUCUAAAUAUCUGAAUAAACCAACUUCACUAAAAACAACCAACAACACUAAGUUUAAUAAUUAAAAAAAUUAUUAAAAAAAUGUCUCUAUGGGCUUUCCUUGACUUCGUCAUGGUCCUUAGUUAUCUCUACAGCUUAAAUUCCCCAAAGGGACCUUUCUCUUCCACUUCAAUACUACACAUUAUAUUCAGAUUUUCUAUUUAAAAUUUCAAAAAUUCCUGGUAAAAUUCCCUUGCAUUAAUUCUAGGAACCGCUUGCGACUCUUUUUCUCAACAUCGAGGCGCGUUGAAGCUCUUGUAUCAAUUCACCAUGACUAUAACAAAUCUUGUGAUUUUUUAAGCAUUUUUUUUGUUUUCAACUUAAAGCACAAGUUAUUCCGACGGUUGUUUGCAAGCAGUGACUUAAAAAUUAUUCAAUUACGCGCGCACGAUGGAUUUUACUGUCCAGUUACUGAAGGAUGACCCGCACCGUCCUAUUACCCUGUCCUAUUAAUGCUAAAAUAGGAACAGCUGAUAGCCAAUCAUAUUCGUGAAAUUGUUACAGUUUUGUUGAUAGUAAACCAGUCUUGUGUAUUUUUUAGGAACCGCUGGAGACUCUUUUUCUUGGCAUCGUGGCCAGCCAUUUAGCACUAAAGACCAAGAUAAUGAUAGCUACAAAUCAAUAAACUGUGCUGUGUACUACAAAGGAGCCUGGUGGUACAAAAACUGUCAUGAGUCCAACCUUAAUGGUUUGUAUCGCCAUGGUUCACAUUCAUCGUAUGCUGAUGGCGUCAACUGGCGUGCAUGGAAAGGAUAUUACUACUCUGCCAAGAGAGCUGAGAUGAAAAUCAGACCGGUGAACUUUUAG